CUCGCUUUGCUUCGCCGCCCGCCCGCCCGCCCGUCACUUCCCUAGACCCAGAGCCAACAUCACGCAGACCACAAGCGACAAGGAGACUGAAGCGCCAUGUCGUCGGUGAAGGUCGCGGUCCGCGUCCGCCCGUUCAACUCGCGCGAGCUUGCGAAAAACUCGUCGUGCAUUGUGCGCAUGGCAGACAAGUCGACCGUGCUGUCUGCGCCUACCCCGGCACCUGGGCGUGACAAGGAAAAGUCGUUCACGUUCGAUCACUCGUACUGGUCGUUUAACGCUCAGGACGCACAGUUUGCCACCCAGCGGCAAGUGUACGAAGACUUUGGCGUCGAGUAUCUCGAUCAUGCGUUCGAGGGCUACAAUGUGUGCAUUUUCGCGUAUGGCCAAACGGGUGCCGGUAAAUCCUUCACCAUGAUGGGUGGAAAGGACAACCCCGGUCUCAUUCCGCAGAUUUGCGAGGAACUCUUCCGCCGCACCUCGGCCAACACCAACCCCGACUUGUCAUACUCGGUCGAAGUCAGCUAUAUGGAAAUUUAUUGUGAGCGCGUUCGCGAUUUGCUCAGUCCCAAGAACCAGGGCAACUUGCGUGUGCGCGAACAUCCCAUUCUCGGCCCGUAUGUCGAAGACUUGGCAAAGCUUGUCGUCACCUCGUACGAGGGCAUUGAAAACCUCAUGAACGAAGGCAACAAGGCCCGUACCGUGGCCGCCACCAACAUGAACGAGACUAGUUCUCGCUCGCACGCGGUCUUUACCAUCCUCUUCACCCAGCGCCGCUUUGACCGCGACACCAAACUAAGCACAGAGAAGGUGAGCAAGAUCUCUCUGGUCGAUCUUGCCGGCUCGGAGCGCGCCGACGCCACGGGCGCCACCGGCGACCGACUCAAAGAGGGCGCAAACAUUAACAAGUCCCUCACCACGCUUGGCAAGGUCAUUGCGGCCCUGGCCGACUCUGUCGACUCGACCAAGGCGAAAAAGAAGGGUGCCAAAGGCGAAUCCUCGGCAGCCGCAACCGACCACAUUCCGUACCGUGAUUCCGUCCUCACCUGGCUGCUCAAGGAGUCCCUGGGCGGCAACUCCAAGACUGCCAUGAUCGCCGCCAUUUCCCCAGCCGACAUCAACUACGACGAAACGCUGAGCACACUUCGCUAUGCCGAUCGGGCGAAACGCAUCAUGUGCAAGGCCAUUGUUAACGAAGACCCGAACGCCAAGCUCAUCCGGGACCUCAAGGACGAAGUGGCAAAACUGCGCGCGCAGCUCCUUGCUGGCGGCGGCGGUGUGCACGAGCAACUCCAAACAUCCGAAAAGCUCAUCUCUGAACUCAACGAGACAAUGGAAGACAAGGUUCGCCGCACGGAAGCCAUUCAGCGUGAGCGUGAAAAGGCGCUUGCAGAGAUGGGAAUUGCCAUGAACGAGGCUGGCGGCGCGGUUGGUGUGCUGGCUCCCAAGAAGCAGCCGCAUUUGAUUAACUUGAAUGAGGAUCCACUCAUGUCGGAGUGUCUCAUCUAUUACAUCAAGGAGGGCCUCACGCGUGUUGGUCGCGCGGACGCAGAGAUUGAGCAGGAUGUCAAACUGAGCGGGUUGAACAUUCUGCCGCAGCACUGCUUCUUUGAGAUGGCAGAGAAUGGCAUUGACGUGACGAUCGUCCCAUUCGAUGGCAGCAAGUCGUUUGUGAACGGCAACCUCGUGACCGAGCCUGCACUUUUGACGAGCAGCGACCGUAUCGUGCUUGGCAACAACCACGUCUUCCGCUUUAACAAUCCCGAGCAAGUCCGGCGUGACCGUGAGCUGGCGCGCGAACAGGGAGAGGCCGAGUCGACCCCUGGCCAGGCGGAUCUCUUGGCUGCGCCUCUGGACGUCAUUGAUUGGAAGUAUGCUCAGCGCGAGCUGAUCUUAAAGCAGCACAUGUUCGGGGGUCUCCCGGUCGCCCAGACAGAUCUCCCGAACGAGGAGGAUUUGAAAAAGAAGCAAGAAGAGGAAGAUCGCGCCGUCCAGCUCGCCAUGGAGAGCCGCAUCAAGGCGAUGGAAGGUCGCUUCCAGCAAGAAAAGGAAGAGGCCGAGCGUCUCCUCGACCAACAACGGCGCGAGUACGAGGACAAGCUGGCUUCGUUGCAAAACUCGCUGCAGGAGGCUGCUGCCGCCGCCGAAGCAGCCAAAGCAGCCGGAGAUGCAGAAGCGGCAGCGGCAGCGGAAGCAGCGGCUGCGGCAGCUACCGCCGCGGCUGCCGCUGUGGUUGAGCCGCCGGCUGCCCCAGCUCCUGCCCCGACUGAUUCCGAUCCCUCAUUCCUUCCAGUGGCAGCAGACACGCAUGUUAUUGCCCAACAGCGACCAUGGACUGAGCGGGAGUUUACGCUUGCGCGGCGCGUGGCCAUGAAGUGGAAGAACUAUCGCUUCAGCUCGUUGCACGAUCGCCUGCUGUCCAUGGCUGUGCUCCUCAAGGAGGCCAAUGUGGUCAGUCUCGAGUUGCAAAAGCAAGUCUCCUUCCAGUUUACCGUGCGGAGCGAAACACCGUUUGCGUCGUCCUUGUUUGACAAGCCCAGGCCCGCCGACCUUGCGUACCGCAGCCGCACGAUGAGUAGCGUGACCCGCACCCAACCUGCUUCCAGUGGCAGCAGCGCUGUCGAGCCCGCCUCCAUUGCAGUUGAAGUGGUUGAUCGCAAGCACAACAGCUAUGCAGUGUGGACGCUCGCUCAGCUGCAAGAGCGCAUUUUUGUCAUGCGCGACAUGUACAACAACAUGAACGAGAUUGACGCCGGCGACGCGCAUCACAAGCAGCUCCAGCAGCAACAGCAACGGAUGCUGCAUGCACCACACGAGGCGCAUGGCCUGGGGCAGCACGGUUUGAUUCGAGACGAUCCGUUUUACGACACGCCGACUUGGUUCAAGUACAUUGGCCGCAGCUACGUCUAUGUCAAAAACCUCGUCUAUGGCAUCCCCAUUGAGCAUGUGACUCCGAUUGUGAGCGAGCGUGGUCAAGUCCUCGGCAUGGUCCGCAUUUCCAUCGAACCCCUGUUUGAUGAGGACGAAUCUGUUGCGGAGGCCGAUCGCGAAGACAGUGACAGCGACUCGAGCAGCGGUGCGGACACUGGCGACGACGCCAUUCCAGACACUGUCAACAUUGACGGCAAGCCAGUCACGGGCACCAACACUGGUGCGAUUGCUGCACGCCUUGGCCGCAAGCUGCGCGAUGAGUUGACUGCCAAUCCCCCGACUCCCAACAUGCCGCAAGGCGCGUCGUUUGUCACGCCGAGCGCCAAGCUUCGUCGGCUUCAGGUUGGCGACAAGUGCCACUUUGCCGUCAAUGUCUUGGAGGCCUUCAACUUGCCACAGGGCUUGUAUUCGGAUGUCUUUUUCCAAUUCCGAUUCAUGUACGAUGACAGCCCAGUGUUUUCCACCGAGCCGUGCACCCACUUUGAGGAUGUGUGCCAAUUCCGAUUCACGCAAAAGAUUUGCGUUGGAGCGUCCCAGGGUGUCAUGGCCUACCUCCAGCACUUCCCGAUGGUCUUUGAACUGUACGGCCAUUUCCAGGACCAUCCGCUGCAUGCGCAUGCGGCCCGCCACUGGCAAGCGCAGUCGGCCGACAUUUUCGCGGCCGCUUCCCAACGAGCCAAGUCGGCCUCGACGACCACGGAGACCUCCAUCCCAGCAGAGCAGGUUUCCAUCCCUGUGCCGUCCGGUGCCUCUGCCUCUGCCUCUGCCUCUGCGAACGCGCCCCGACUUUCGACUUCAGUCGCUGCCAUCCCUUACAGCGGCGGCGCAGACGUGCUGUUCCACGAGCAUCCCGGCGUGCAGACCCCAGCCCAGUCAACGCACUCGCCCUCCGGCACCCCGCGCCAGAGCGUCGACAUUCCGCGCACUCCGUCCCGGCCGUCGGCCGAGAUGACGCGAGGCCCUGCCGGUGCCUUCUCGCCCAUGAACAGUGGGUCUGCUCCCGCUGGUGGCAUGUCCACGCCAGGCCGAAGCACAUCGAGCUCGUUCACGUCGAACGCGCCUGCCGCAUCCUCGCCGCUUUCCAUGAACACAAUCACGGCCUCGCAUACGUCGUCCGGCGCCAGCGAGCCGCCAAAGCACGACUUGCUGGCUUGGUUUGAAAUCCGCGAGCUGUCGUCCUCGGGCGAGUACCUGCCCGUGCCAGUUGACCACACAGUGGAGCAGGCUGGAGGCAUCUUUUUGCUGCGUCAAGGCCUUCAACGUCGCAUUGCGGUGACCAUUUCGCACGAUUCCGGACCCGGGUUGGUCUGGCACAACAUUGUCUCCAUGUCGAUUGGCGCCGUUCGAAACGCGCGUCGUGAUAAAGACCAGGUGCCCGUGUCCAUGUACAUGCCCAUCAAUAUCAUUGCCAAGCCGACACUGCUCAAUCGCGAAAACGGCCGGUCGUUCCUGCAGGCCCAGGCCGCGUGGGACAGCUCGCUGCAUGACAACCAGCUGCUCAAUCGUCUCACGCCUGGCUCAGAGGUCGUUUACUGCACCUUGGCCUGCACCAUCUCGGCCGAGCACUGCAGCACGCCCAUUACCUUGCGCAAGGACAUUCUGCUGCGCAUCUUCCCGAUUGAUGCGCGUCCCAAUCCCAACAAGGGCAUGUUCGGGGGCCUGUUCUCAUCGUCGCAGCCAAAGCGCAACACGGACGCCGUCAGCGGUGUCUUUGAGCUGACUCUUACGCCCCAGCAGCGGCAGCGGUCGGCAACGUCUGUCGUCGACACGUCGACCAUUUAUGUCCGUGGUGAGGAAAAUCUGCGCAGCUGGCGUCCACGCCGUGGAUCGUUGUUGUGCGAGCACCAAGCCGAGGCCGAGCACUUGACGCGCGUCUCGGAGCUGGAAAAAACCAAGCAGUUCCUCGCGCUGCGCGAAAAGGUUCGUGCCAUCAAGCAAGGAACGCCGAUCGCUUCGCUCGCGCCGCCAGCCCGUGGCCGAGCUGGCAGCUCCAAGAGCCAAUCCGAUGCCACCGCCCCGGCCGACGAGGCAUCUGAAGCAGCCACCGUCUACACUGACAAGCAGCGAGAGCUCCUUGAACGCUGUUUGUCGCUGAUUCGGCUGAAUGCUCAAAAGACUACAAUGCUCAAGAUUGCCGAGGCAUCUUUGCAGCGCCAACAUUACCUCAGCUCCAGCCCUACUCCUGAACAUGAGCUCAGCUUCAUUCCUAUGGUUGUGGAAACCAAGAAAAAAGACGUUGUCACCAAACAAGGCUAUCUUAACUUUUUGGAAAAGACGGGAGACGCAUGGACGCGUCGCUGGCUGGUGAUUCGUCGCCCUUAUCUCUAUAUUUACACUGACGAAAAGGAUCCAGUUGAACGCGCCGUGAUCAAGCUGUCCUCCAUCAAGAUCCAGUACAGCGAACAACAGGCUUCCAUGCUGCAGGCUCCGUUUGUCUUCUCGCUCUGCACCAAGUAUCGUGGCUACCUGCUGCAAGCUAGCAGUGAGAGCGAGGUUCACGAUUGGCUCUAUGCCGUCGAUCCGCUCCUUGUUGGUGCCACUGUGUCGCGUGGCGCGGCGCCCGGCAAGAACUUUGGCCAAAUCAUGAAAAAGUCAAUGCAAAGUUUGUUCUAACUUGCAUCUGUGAAACGUCUUUAUUCCCUAUCGCUUGAUCAAGUGUUGUUGGCGCUCUGCUUUUUCCUGAGCUCCACCCUUUACCUUUUACGUGAUGUAUGCUUUUUUUUUUUCUUGUUGUUUUUAUCACUGUGGUCUGUUGCCCUCUUUUGCGAAUACUUGAA
This is a messenger RNA of Capsaspora owczarzaki ATCC 30864, 5705 nucleotides long. RefSeq names its product kinesin-3. Gene Ontology annotation, molecular function: microtubule binding; ATP binding; microtubule motor activity. Lineage: Eukaryota; Filasterea; Ministeriida; Capsasporidae. The transcript is spliced from 4 exons. The record is from RefSeq and is a predicted model, not a curated record. The coding region runs from base 97 to 5541 and encodes 1814 amino acids. Gene Ontology annotation, biological process: microtubule-based movement.